UCAACAGAUUCAGGAGAGGAACACACAAACUCGACAAAAAUGUAUCAAGCUCUAAAUUUAGGGCUUCUUCUCAUUGCUGUCUGCUCAUUAUCUGAAUGCAUUAAGCACCAGUAUUACUAUAUAAACAUGAGGAUGAACUGGACUGAAGCUCAGAGAUACUGCAGAGAGAACUACACAGAUCUGGCCACAGUCCACAACAUGAAUGACAUGAAGGAGCUAAAUAAGACUGUGAAUAACAGACAAAACGUCUGGAUUGGACUGAGUCAAACAACACAUACAUGGAAGUGGUCUCUGGGUGACCCUGUGAACUAUACGAACUGGGAAAAUGGACAACCAAAUUCCCACCCAAAAUGUGCUUUUAUGAGAAAUGGAAGAUGGCAAUCUGAGAUCUGUAAUGAGAAGUUGAGUUUUAUCUGCUACAAUGGCAGCAGUAAAGGAUACGUCAUUGAAAACUCUAAUAAAACAUGGAGAGACGCUCAGAGUUUCUGCAGACAGCAUCAUACUGAUCUGACCAGUGUGAGGAGCCAGACUGAGAAUGAAAACAUCGUGAAGAUCAUUAAUAAUAACGAGACUUCUGUCUGGAUUGGUCUGUUCAGUGACCUGUGGGAGUGGUCAGAUAACAGUAACGUUGGCUUCAGAUACUGGAAGUCUGUUGAACCAAAUGGUGGUUCUGACGCACAAUGUACAGAGGUCCAAAUGGAAAAACAGGGAGAAUGGAAUGAUGCUGGUUGUCAUCACUCUAUUACAUUUGUGUGUCAUGAAGAUCAGCUGAUAUUGAUCAAAGAGAGUCGGACUUGGUCUGAAGCUCUGAAAUACUGCAGAGAGAAUCAUAUGGACUUGGUUUCAGUUCAUUCAGACAAGAUUGAGAAAAGGCUGAACACAGUGGUUCAACACGCUUCUACUGCAGAGGUUUGGCUGGGGUUACGUCACUCCUGCACUGUGGGCAUUUGGUUCUGGGUAAGCGGAGAGAUUGUGUGCUAUGAGAAAUGGGCUGAAGGGAAUGAAACGGCAGUGGAGAACUGUGAAACUGUGAUGAGAUCUGGUGCGGUUCAGUCUGGAGGAGAUCAUCGCUGGAUCAGCCUUCCUGAAACUGAGAGAUGCAACUUCAUCUGCAGCAGAUAUGAUUGA
Messenger RNA from Triplophysa rosa, 1128 nucleotides. RefSeq names its product C-type mannose receptor 2-like. Lineage: Eukaryota; Metazoa; Chordata; Actinopteri; Cypriniformes; Nemacheilidae. The coding region runs from base 40 to 1128 and encodes 362 amino acids. The record is from RefSeq and is a predicted model, not a curated record. The transcript is spliced from 5 exons.